Messenger RNA from Emericellopsis cladophorae, 1809 nucleotides. RefSeq names its product Pre-mRNA-processing factor-like protein. The transcript is spliced from 4 exons. Gene Ontology annotation, biological process: RNA processing; mRNA 5'-splice site recognition. NCBI's taxonomy places the organism in Eukaryota, Fungi, Ascomycota, Sordariomycetes, Hypocreales, Bionectriaceae. The coding region runs from base 1 to 1809 and encodes 602 amino acids. The record is from RefSeq and is a predicted model, not a curated record. Gene Ontology annotation, molecular function: protein binding. Gene Ontology annotation, cellular component: U2-type prespliceosome; commitment complex; U1 snRNP.
AUGGGCGACUUUGCGCUGUAUGGCGGCUCCGAUGAGGAGUACGCCGCUGUGCGCAAACACAAUGCAGAACUGGAAGCCGAUCCAGACUCGUUCGAGAACUGGGACAACUUCAUCAACGCGGUCACUGCGCUCGAGGGCGGCCUCAACAGAAACUCCAGCCCCCAGGCAUUGGCGACCUUUCGCGACGCCUACGACCGCCUGCUCGCCAAGUUCCCGCUCUUCUUCGGCUACUGGAAGAAGUAUGCCGACGCCGAGUUCAACAUUGCCGGCCCAGAGUCGGCCGAGAUGGUGUACGAGCGUGGCGUCGCCGCCAUCAUCAGCUCGGUCGACCUGUGGACGGAGUAUUGCUCUUUCAAGAUGGAGACGACGCACGACCCCCAGCUCGUCAGAGAACUCUUUGAGCGAGGCGCGGCCUGCGUGGGACUCGACUUUCUGGCGCAUCCGUUCUGGGACAAGUACAUUGAGUACGAGGAGCGACAGGAGGCGCGAGACCGCGUGUUUGCUCUGCACGUCCGCAUCAUCGCCAUCCCCAUGCACCAGUAUGCUCGCUACUACGAGCGCUUCCGCGGCCUCUCGCACCAACAGCCCCUGACAAGCCUGGCUGCCCCCGAGACGCUGGCGCGGUUCCGGAGCGAGUGCGAGGCAGAGGUCGCCGCGCUCGGUUUGCCGCCCAAGCCGGAACUGGAGCUUGAGCGGGAUGUCCGGACCAGGAUCGACAGCAUGUACUAUGAGACCUUUACGAGAACCCAGAGCGAAGUGUCCAAGAGAUGGACCUUUGAGUCUGGUGUCAAGCGCCCCUACUUCCACGUCACCGAGCUGGAGCACCCGGCGUUGCAGACCUGGCGAGACUACCUCGACUUUGAGGAGGCCGAGGGGGACGCGGCCCGCAUCGUCUGCCUGUACGAGCGCUGCCUGACGACGUGCGCGCUGUACGACGAGUUCUGGUUCCGGUAUGCGCGCUGGAUGCACGCGCAAAAGGGCAAGGCGGAGGAGGUGCGGCACAUUUACAUGCGCGCGAGCACGCUCUUUGUGCCCAUCAGCCGUCCGGGCAUCCGCCUCAUGUGGGCGUACUUUGAGGAGAGCUGCGGCCGGGUGGACGUGGCCAAGGACAUUCACGCGGCCAUACUCCAGGGGCUCCCGGACGCGGUCGAGGUCAUCAAGUCGUGGGCCAACCUGCUGCGCCGGCAGGAAGGACUCGAAGCGGCGGUGCAGCUCUUCAGGUACCACAUCAACACGCCGACGGUCGACAUGUACACCAAGGCCGCUCUGGUGGCCGAGUGGGCGUGGAUGGUCUGGCAGACGAGGCGCCAGGCCGACGCGGCGCGCGAGAUCUUCACCGAGAAUGUGCAGUGGUACGCGGACAGCCGCAUGUUUUGGGAGCGAUGGUUCCAGUUUGAGCGCGAGCAGCCCCGCCACCCCGGUCCAUCGAGCCAAGCAGACCAGAAGCCUCACAAGGAGCAGGUGGGCCGCCUGCAGCGCAUGCGCCAUGUGCUGGACGAGAUGAGGAAUCGCAGUCGGUUGUCAGCGGCCGUCAAGAUGCAGCUGGCCCAGGUGUAUCUCGACUACCUGGUGCAGUGCGGCGGCUCCAGGGCCAUGAAGGAGUUCCUCGCGCUAGAUCAGGAGAUGUUUGGGCCUGCGUCUGUAGCAAACAUUACCAAGAGAUCUGGAGAUGUCAAGAUCAAUGGGGCGCCGGCUCCUGGGGAGCUCGAUGCUGCGUCGAGAGCGAGGGCCGAGGCGAGACACUACAAUUUCUUCGAGUUGCAUACGCUUCCUGAUGCGGAGGCACAGGGUCCAGCGGACUUUAAUUAA